AUGUCCAGCACCCUGCGCGACAUCGUCGCCUCCAUUUUCGAGCCGGGCACGAACCAGGGCCUCCUGCGAGCGAUGAACGCGUCGUUCUACGCCCUCUUUGCGACGCUCGCAGCGCUCCUGGUCGCCACGAGGGGCAACGGGCACGUCGUCGCACUGCUCACGCUCAGCGUCGCGCUGUGGGCGAGCAUCAAGUGGUUCCUCGCGCAGAUCGCAGACGCAGAAGCGGCGCAGCGCGAGGAGCGGCUGGCCAAGGAGCGGGCAGAGGUUGCUCAGGGAGGAGACGCGGCAAGACCGGUGGGCGGCAAAGAGGGCAAGACGGAAUGA
This is a messenger RNA of Rhodotorula graminis WP1, 324 nucleotides long. RefSeq lists its product as uncharacterized. Lineage: Eukaryota; Fungi; Basidiomycota; Microbotryomycetes; Sporidiobolales; Sporidiobolaceae. The record is from RefSeq and is a predicted model, not a curated record. The transcript is spliced from 2 exons. Gene Ontology annotation, cellular component: endoplasmic reticulum membrane. Bases 1 to 324 code for a protein of 107 amino acids. Gene Ontology annotation, biological process: vacuolar proton-transporting V-type ATPase complex assembly.